Messenger RNA from Mercenaria mercenaria, 2202 nucleotides. Its product is annotated as peptidyl-prolyl cis-trans isomerase G-like. The transcript is spliced from 5 exons. The record is from RefSeq and is a predicted model, not a curated record. The coding region runs from base 489 to 1490 and encodes 333 amino acids. NCBI's taxonomy places the organism in Eukaryota, Metazoa, Mollusca, Bivalvia, Venerida, Veneridae.
UUUCCUAUUGACAGCUUAAACAAACGCUCUGCGAAUUUACGCCUAGUUCUAAGCUUUCAGGCUGUCUUAUAUGGAAUAAAUUGACUUUAUGAAAUCGAUUUAUAACAACCUUUUAUUGGGAUACCUAACAAAUCAAUUUUGUCAGCAAACAUUACAAUCGAGCUGCAAAUCAAUGUUAUACAUUUAGCAUUCAGAAUAGUUGUGAAGGCUCGGACCAAGAUCUGUUUUAAUCUAAAAAAAAAAAAAAAAGCGACUGCCGAUAUAGGAUAAGUGUUUUUGGAUAAGAGUAUUUCGUUUUAAAACGAUGUUUAAUUUUACGGAGCGUGAUUUUAAUGGAUGUAACUCGAAUUUAAAUCCAUCUCAAUCCAGGUAAAAAGAUAUAACCUCAACAACAACGUCGGCGACGACAACGAAGUAGUUUAAUAGCUGAAAAAAAGUUGAAGUGAACUAGUUCGUGCGGAUUUUUAAAGAAAUAAAAGUGAAUCAAAAUGGAGGCUUUAUUGAAGAACGAAGUAGUGCGGUCUAAGAUCAGAGGCUUAUCUGCACCCGUAAAGAAAGCGUUUAUAGAAAACUUAUUGGACUUGUAUGAACAAGAGACGGAAGAAAUGAUUGACGUCAUUGAAGAAAGCCGUAUGGAACUUCGAGGAGAUUUUUUGUCAUUUGAAGAUGAAUCGAAAUCCCUAAGAGCAGAAUCAAGAAUGCUAGAGGAGAAAAGGAAGGACUAUGACUCCGAAUGUGUUGAUCGAUAUGUCAAGUCACGUGCUAUGUCAUCAAGAAGCACGGAUUCUCGUCUGUCUUACAUUGAUGAGCAAACGAACAGUAAGGCGGUAAAAGAUUACAUCCGAAACCGCGGGAAAAGACGCCCGCCUUUGGCAGAUGAAAUCAAACGUAGCCAGAGUUCAGACAGACCGAUGGGCAGCCGUUCGGACAGCGUAAUGACGACAAGAAGUCUGCCGACGCCGGCAACCCUAAGGACAGUUGAAGAGGAAAAAGACGAGGUCAUGAAGAAUUUGUCGUCUGCAAAUCGCAAGAACGAGGUAGAACGUGAACGGCAAGCAGAAUUAAUUGCACAACGGCGUGAGAAACGAAUGCAACAAAAAAAGACGACGGAAGAAAAAGCGCUGGAAUUACUAGAAAAAGCAGUUGCUAUGGAUAAGAUGUUGCAAGAACAGAAACAGGAGCAAGACCAGAAGUUAAAAGAGCGUCUAGAGGAUAUGAAGAGGAAGCGCGCGGAAUCGAGAAUAGGAACACACAAUUCAGCAGACGACACUAGAUAUGAUAAGAAAGAGCGUCCAAAACAUACAUAUCAGGGAGAUAAAAAAUAUGGAAUUGACGACAGACUAGAUAAACCUACUAAAACUGGAAAUUCGGACCAAAAUAACACCUCAGACAGAAGAGACAGGCGAGACAGACCAAAAAAUGACGAUAAAAAGAAAGAAACCAAGGAUAAAGACAAAGUUGCGGCUGACUAUGAUUUUACCAUUUAUUGAUAAUUGUAUUGUGUCAGCGAGUCGUUGACUCUAUACGGCAGGUGUUUUAUUAAACGACCCCACUUGACCCUUUGUGUAGAUGUUUUGAAUGGAUAUUGGAAGGGAUAUUGGCGAAUUUUGGUUCUAAAAAUUUCUAGAGGAAGAAAGAAGAUUGUAUAAUUUUGCAGACGACCAGAAUUUAUGUUCUGAUCAAAGUUUAGUUUGAAAGUAUUAUUGCUGACGGCACCAUUUCGCUUGAACAAUUCUAGACCAUUUUCAUUUUUCAUAUUUCUAAUUUUAUGUAGAAAUGUAAAUAAUAAAUUUUUCGUGUUUUCUCCAACAUAACGUUAUCAUUUUUUAUUCAGCUUAUGUGGAUUUCUGAGGAAAGUCAUUCGAAAUUAGCGCGGGUUCUGUAAAUGAAUCAUGUCGAACUAGUCUCGCCUAUUAUGUAUCUCUAAAUUAUUUACGUUGAUUUUUCCGAACAACCCUUUAGUUUAGCUCAGCUCACAGUGACUGUUUAGGGUCGUUUGAUAUCCGUUGUCCGUCUGCCCAUCGUCCUCCCGCCCGUGGUCGUCUACAACUGGUUUACUCGGUAACAUCAAUAUUUUACAGUAAUUACGCUGGUCAUAUAAUCUAGGUGAAGUUUGAUCAUUGGCUAAAUCGGAACAUUAGAUCAAGAGUUAUAGUCCUUGAUUUAUUAUAAUUACCAUAAACAUUCAUGGCAAUCCUAAUC